AUGAGCGACAGAAAGCGGGCUUUCGAGGGAAACGGCGAGUCGUCUGUCACAAAGAAACUCAAAAGGUACGAAUGCAUUCCAUUCGAAGCAACAUCCACCAAUGGAUCCGCUACUCCAGCUCUCUCGACAGAUGCCAUCAUAGCCCAGAAACGGGCAGAGAUCGCUGCCAAGGUCGCUGCCAUGAAAAUGAACAAAUCCAUCCCGGCGGCUCCCUCCAAACCUCCCUCAGUCGCUCCUUCCCCUUCUCCAGCGCCCACUCCUGCCGCCAAGACGCCCGUGACCGGGACUGCCAGUCCAGCUGUUGGCACACCUCCCGCUGGCGGAGCGGCGUCAAGCUUGGAGGAUAUCGCCCGCAGAGUCGUCGAAGCAAAACGGCGGGUGGCGGAGGCGCAAACAAUCCUGGCCGUCAAGGACAAUCCGUACAUGUCCGUACCCGCACCGGGUAAGAAAGGUAUUCGACCAGCCGAACCCGCUCAGCAGGGCGCGGGACUGAAGAUGGCUGCUCAUCCCCUGCUACUGGACAACACGCCUGUCGCCCCACAGUCUAAAAAGGACAGGUAUAAACCCAUGCAACCAAAGUUCGCCUCUAUCAAGGCCAACAUUCGCAAUGCACCGACGCCACCGCCCGUGCCGACUCCCGUCCCCACAACGGAAGUCAAGUCUAACCCAUAUGCGUCUGGAUCUUCUGCAGCUAAGGACACCGUCUUUGAAGGGGCACCCAAGGAACGGGUCGGCCGUUCAUUCAAGUUCAAUCCCAAGGGCAAGUAUGUCCAAUUGGGUAAUCAGAUGAGGCAAGAAAGCCAAUUGGAGGCGCUCAAACAGCGUAUCGCCGAAAGUGCCCGCAAGGCUGGUUUGGACUCCGAGUUCGAGACUCUGGAGAAGAAUAUCAAACGUGAACCGCCUCCGGAGGUUGAAUGGUGGGAUGCUGCUUUACUACCCAACAAGACUUACGACGACCUUUCAAUGGGCUUCGCAGCGCUUAAUAUUCGCACAGAGAACUCUCCCGUGACUAUUUACGUGCAGCACCCCAUACCGAUCCCUGCUCCUGCGGAUAAGAACAAGGUUGGCUUGAAGCCGUUGAAGCUGACAACUAAAGAACAAAAGAAGAUGAGGAAGCAACGUCGCCAGGCCGAGUUGCAGGAUAAGCGUGACCGAAUUCGAAUGGGUCUCAUUCCUCCUGACCCUCCCAAAGUCCGCCUCGCUAAUUUGAUGAAGGUGUUGACGUCGGACGCGGUGCAAGAUCCAACCCGCGUGGAGGCACGUGUACGGAGGGAAGUCGCGAUGAGGAAACAUCAUCACGAAAAAAUGAAUGCGGAGCGUAAGCUCACGGACGACCAACGACGAGAGAAAGUUGAGAACAAGAAAGUGGAAGAAGAGAAGAAGGGUAUCUACGGUGCCGUUUUCAAGGUCAAGACGCUGUCUGAUCCCGCUCAUCGGUUUAAAGUCCGGAAGAAUGCUGAGCAGAUGAACCUGACUGGGGUAUGCAUCUUUAACCCGUCGUUCAGUAUGGUCUACGUGGAGGGUGCUUCCAAAUUCAUACGGACGUAUAAACGCUUGAUGUUGCACCGGAUCGCGUGGACUGAGCCAGCACGACCUCGUGGUGGUGAGGACGUCGAGAUUGAUGAAGGCGAGGAAGGGGAGGAAACCAACGGAGAUGGUGUGGGGAAAGCAAGAGCGAGGGCGGAUUCACAAGGAUUAAUGGAAGGCGAAGCUGAGGUGUCCCUGGAGGACAACGCAUGCUAUAUGAUUUGGGAGGGUCAACUUCGUGAUCGGGUGUUUAGCAGUUUCAAGCCACGAAGUUGCCCGACGGACGGUGCUGCAAAGGAGGCGUUGGGACAGAAGUUGGCGGGUUACUGGGAUGUGGCGAAGAAUUGGAAAGCGGAGGAGGAACUGUUAGUCUGA
Pisolithus orientalis is the source of this 1902-nucleotide messenger RNA. Its product is annotated as pre-mRNA processing factor 3-domain-containing protein. Gene Ontology annotation, biological process: mRNA splicing, via spliceosome. Bases 1 to 1902 code for a protein of 633 amino acids. The record is from RefSeq and is a predicted model, not a curated record. The transcript has 9 exons. Lineage: Eukaryota; Fungi; Basidiomycota; Agaricomycetes; Boletales; Pisolithaceae. Gene Ontology annotation, cellular component: U4/U6 x U5 tri-snRNP complex.